AUGGCGUCAAAAAAGUACGCCUUCCUCCCGAUGGAGGACGACGAGGUCGGCCCCACGAAGGUGGUCAAGGACAAGAAAAAGCACAAGUCGCGCCACCGUGAUCGCUCGCGCGAAAGAGAAAGGGAACGCGAUCGGAGUGAAAGAACCUCGAGACGCCGAUCACGAUCCAGAUCACCGGCCCGACCUACGAAGCAGUACCGCAAAACGAAUACCAACAACGACGACAGAUGGGCGGAUGAGGAGCCGCCAUCGGAAGCUGACGAGGUUGAGGAGGAGGACGAGCCCGAAUUCAAAGAAUCAGCCUCGAAGCGCGUCAAGCUCGAUCAUGAUGGCCGCGACGGCGACCGCGACGGGGACCUAUCUGACGGCGCGAAGGAGGAGCUGGAGCGCCAGCGCGACAUCGAGGAGCGCGAGGCCUUUGCGAAGCGGUUACGCGAGAAGGAUGACAAGAAAUCCAAGGGCGGCCCCGAGAGCAGGCGGCCGGAGGUUGACCGCAAGGCGAACAUGGAGGACUUGCGCAUGAAGAGUCGACAAAUGUACCUUGGCAAGCGAGAGGCCGAGAAGCUUGCUCUGCUGCGCAAACAGGUCGCCGAGGAGACAGAGGAGCUCAGGAGUGGUGUGAGGCUGUCGGAAAAGGAGAAGGCCGAGUUUGCCAAGAACCGCGAGAUCCUGCGGUUGGCGGAGGAGCGCCUGAAGAUCGACGACCACAUGGACGGGUACUACAUACCGGAGGAUUACAUCACGGAGAAGGGCAAAAUCGACAAAAAGAGAAAGGAGGAGGCCAUGUACAAGAGAUACGUGGAGAAGGACGAGUACGGGCAGGAGAAGUUCGUCACGGAACACGAGGAAUGGGAACGGGAACAGGCCACCAAGGCCAAGGCGCAGAUCCAGAGGGCCGAGAGAGAAAACGACGACUACGCGUACGUCAUGGACGAGGAGCAGUACAUCAAGUGGAAUCUGGGCUCGAGCUUGCCUGGGGAGGGCAAGUUGACCAAGGAGCAACAGUUCCUGGCGGCGCAGAUCGAGGCGGCCGAGAAGAAACAGCUCUCGAUCCAGGAGACGAGAAAGAGCCUACCCAUCUACGCCUACCGAGACGAUUUUCUUGCGGCGAUGGAGAAGUACCAGAUUCUGGUCAUCGUCGGAGAGACGGGUUCCGGAAAAACGACCCAGCUGCCGCAGUACCUCCACGAGGCGGGCUACACCAAGAAUGGUAUGAAGGUAGGGUGUACGCAACCACGUCGUGUGGCCGCGAUGAGUGUUGCCGCGCGUGUGGCAGACGAGGUCGGCGUCAAGGUUGGCCAGGAGGUCGGCUACUCGAUCCGUUUCGAGGACAACACCAGCGACAAGACCAUCUUGAAGUACAUGACGGACGGCAUGCUGCUGAGAGAGUUCAUGACGGAGCCCGAUCUCUCCGGAUACUCUGCCAUCAUGAUUGACGAGGCUCACGAGAGAACCGUCCAUACCGAUAUCUUGCUUGCUCUGGUCAAGGACCUGGCGAGGGAACGGCCCGACCUGAAACUGCUCAUCUCGUCUGCAACGAUGAACGCUGAGAAAUUUGCUGCCUAUUUCGACGAUGCCCCUAUUUACAACAUCCCCGGACGAAGAUACCCCGUUGACAUUUACUACACGCCGGCGCCAGAAGCCAACUACCUGGCCGCCGCCAUCACGACAGUGUUCCAGAUCCACACGACGCAGGGCAAGGGCGACAUUCUCGUGUUCCUUACGGGUCAAGACGAGAUCGAUUCCGCUGAGCAACAGAUUGCGGAAACGGCGAAGAAGCUGGGAAGUCGGAUCAAGGAGCUGGUGAUCUGUCCCAUUUACGCAAACCUGCCAUCGGAACUCCAGGCCAAGAUCUUCGAGCCAACGCCCGAAGGCUCUCGCAAGGUCGUCCUGGCCACCAAUAUUGCCGAGACGAGUUUGACCAUUGACGGCAUCGUUUACGUUAUCGACCCGGGCUUCGUCAAGGAGAAUGUCUACAAUCCGGCGACUGGCAUGUCGAACCUCGUCGUCACGCCCUGCUCGAGAGCCUCGGCAAACCAGAGGAGCGGUCGCGCCGGUCGUGUGGGCCCCGGAAAGUGCUUCCGACUGUACACCAAGUUCGCCUACAUGAACGAGAUGGACGAGUCGCCGAUGCCCGAGAUCCAGCGGACGAAUCUCAACGGCGUCGUGCUCCAGCUCAAGUCGCUGGGCAUCAACGAGCUUCUCGAUUUUGAGUUCAUGGACCCGCCGCCGACGGAGGCCCUCAUCGGGGCGCUGAACCAGCUCUUUGCGCUGCAGGCGCUCAACCACAAGGGCGAGCUUACAAAGAUGGGCCGGCAGAUGGCCGAGUUCCCGACAGACCCGAUGCUCGCCAAGGCGGUCCUCGCCGCCGACAAGGAGGGCUGCGUCGAGGAGGUGCUCUCGGUGGUGUCGAUGCUCAGCGAGGCGUCGGCGCUCUUCUUCCGGCCGAAGGACAAGAAGAUCCACGCCGACAGCGCGCGGGCGCGGUUCACGGUCAAGGAGGGCGGCGACCACCUCACGCUGCUCAACAUCUGGAAUCAGUGGGUCGACAGCGACUUCUCUCCCAUCUGGUCGCGCGAGAACUUUUUGCAACAGCGGUCCCUCACGCGCGCGCGCGAUGUGCGCGACCAGCUCGCCAAGCUCUGCGAGCGCGUCGAGGUGAGCCCCUCGAGCUGCGGCGCCAGCAACCUGCCGCCCAUCAAGCGCGCGCUGACGGCCGGCUUCUUCCCCAACGCCGCGCGGCUGCAGCGCAGCGGCGACAGCUACCGCACCGUCAAGAAGAACGCGACCGUGUACGUGCACCCGAGCUCGGUGCUCAUGGGCGUCGACCCGCCCGUCAAGAUGCUCGUCUACUUUGAGCUCGUGCAGACCACCAAGGAGUACAUGCGCAGCUGCAUGCCCAUCGAGCCCAAGUGGCUGGCGGAGCUGGCGCCGCACUUUUACAAGCAGAAGGACAUGGAGGCCAUGGAGGACAAGAAGAUGCCCAAGGCGAGGAAUUACGAGCGGUAG
This is a messenger RNA of Colletotrichum higginsianum IMI 349063, 3009 nucleotides long. RefSeq names its product Helicase associated domain-containing protein. Gene Ontology annotation, molecular function: ATP binding; RNA binding. NCBI's taxonomy places the organism in Eukaryota, Fungi, Ascomycota, Sordariomycetes, Glomerellales, Glomerellaceae. The transcript has a single exon. Gene Ontology annotation, cellular component: intracellular anatomical structure; catalytic step 2 spliceosome. The record is from RefSeq and is a predicted model, not a curated record. The coding region runs from base 1 to 3009 and encodes 1002 amino acids.